Molecule: messenger RNA, 3711 nt
Organism: Mesocricetus auratus (golden hamster)
Lineage: Eukaryota; Metazoa; Chordata; Mammalia; Rodentia; Cricetidae
Product: zinc finger protein 217-like
Exons: 1
Coding region: 367-3483 (1038 amino acids)
Biological process (GO): regulation of DNA-templated transcription
Cellular component (GO): nucleus
Molecular function (GO): RNA polymerase II cis-regulatory region sequence-specific DNA binding; DNA-binding transcription factor activity, RNA polymerase II-specific
Source: RefSeq, a predicted model, not a curated record
UGCCCUUGCCGCUGGUUCAGCCCGCGGCCGGGCGGUGCAGCCGGACGGCCGCAGACUUUGGAAGUCCCUUGUCUUCACAUUGCCGGGAUCCGCGUCUUGCUCAAAUGAGCCACUCAGCCAAUGAAGACAGACGGAACUAGUGCCCUGGUGCUGACUCACAUCUGAAUCACAGCACUGGGCAGCUGGGAUACUGUGUUUGUGCAAAGACCCAUCAUCUCCAUCACUGAGCUUUCCCCAGAGUCUGGAGUACACUCCCCUCUGAACUUUAGUUACAAGCCCAGGUUCCUCAAGGUUUGUGUGACGUCUCACAAGUGGCCUUAUUCUAACUCCCAGAGAUUCUCCAGUAGACCUGAAGGGGCAGGCAACAUGCCAACUCAAUCCCUCCUCAUGUACAUGGAUGGGCCGGAAGUCAUUGGUAGCUCUCUGGGUACCCAGAUGGAGGUGGAUGAUGCUGUGUCCAUCAAAGGGCCAGCCUCAGUCCCCUUCCGAGCUGCUCCGGAGAGGAGCAUGACCCCAGCUGAAGGGCACAUGCCCCUGGACUGCAUGUUCUGCAGCCAGGCCUUCUCUCAUGCAGAGGACCUCAGUCAGCACGUGCUCCUGCAGCACCGACCCACCCUCUGCGAGCCGGCCGUCCUGCGGGUGGAGGCUGAGUAUCUGAGUCCUCUUGAUAAAGGCCAGGUGCCAGCAGAAGCGUCCAAGGAGAAGAACUGCAAAGAGAACGAGGAGCUGAGCUGCGAUGUGUGUGGGCAGACGUUCCCAGGGGCUUUUGACGUUGAGAGCCACAUGAAGAAACACAAGGACUCCUUCACAUACGGGUGCAGCAUGUGCGGGAGACGGUUCAAGGAGCCAUGGUUCCUGAAGAACCACAUGCGGACACACAAUGGCAAGUCUGGCACCAGGAGCAAGUUGCAGCAGAUCCUUGAGAGUCCUAUGACUAUCAAUGAAGUAGUCCAGGCACAUGUAGCUGGGAGCAUCUCCUCUCCCUACAAGAUCUGCAUGGUUUGCGGCUUCCUCUUCCCAAAUAAGCAGAGCCUCAUUGAGCACAGUAAGGUUCAUGCCAAAGAAACUGCCUCCAGUGCCCCUAGCACAGCCCCUGAUGUCCAGCAGGAGGGACCCACGCCCCCAAGGGAAGAGCUGCUGCAGUUUUUGAACUUGAGACCCAGAUCCCACCCGGAGACUCCAGUGAAGCCCACCACCUGUAUACCUCAGCUUGACCCAUUCACCACCUACCAGGCAUGGCAGCUGGCCACCAAAGGGAAAGUGGCCAUUGCCCAAGAAGAGGUGAAGGAGUCAGGCCAGGAAGGGAGCACGGACAAUGACGAUUCGUGUUCAGAGAAAGAGGAACUUGGAGAAAUUUGGAUUGGGAGCAAGUCGGAAGGUUCUGGAAAGUCCAAAACAAAUAGAAGCAGUUGUCCAGGUCUCUCCCAAGACAAAGAGAAGCCUAGACAUGCCAACAGUGAAGUGCCUUCUGGGGAUGGUGAUCCCAAGGUGCCCAGCAGCAAGGAGAAGCCCACACACUGCUCUGAGUGCAGUAAAGCCUUCAGGACCUACCACCAGCUUGUUCUGCACUCCAGGGUGCACAGGAAGGACAGGAGGGCCGAUGCCCCAUCUCCUACCAUGUCUGUGGACGGACGACAGCCUGGGACUUGCUCCCCAGACCUUGCUGCCCCUCUGGAAGAAGGUGGGGCCGUGGACCGAGAAGGGGGCUCUGAAGACGGGUCUGAGGAUGGCGUCACUGAAGGGCUCCAUUUGGAUAAAAAUGAUGAUGGAGGAAAAGCAAAGCCCCUCACGUCGUCGAGAGAGUGUAGUUACUGUGGCAAGUUUUUCCGUUCAAACUAUUACCUCAAUAUUCAUCUCAGAACGCAUACAGGUGAAAAACCAUACAAAUGUGAAUUCUGUGAGUAUGCCGCAGCCCAGAAGACGUCUCUGAGGUACCACCUGGAGAGACAUCACAAGGACAAGCAGCUGGUGGAUGCUGCCACGGAGGCCAAAAGCGAAGGCCGGAGCCAGGAGCCCCAGGAAGUACUGCUAACUGCCAACAGCGUGCAGACCAAAAAUUUAAAGCGCUUUCUUGAUGGUGCCAAAGAUGGUAAGGGCAGCCCACCUGCCAAGCAGCUGAAGGAGAUGCCUUCUGUCUUCCAGAGUGUUCUGAGCAGCACUGUCCUCUCACCAGCACACAAGGAUACUCAGGAUUUCCAUAAACAUGCAGCCAGUGAUGGCGAGAAAGUGCGAAAGAGCCCUGCCCCUGCCUAUCUGGACACGACAAAGAAGAGAGCAGCAGGUGACCCUCAGGCCAGCAGCCCUGCUUGCAAGCUAGAGGGGGUCGGACCCCUGGCACGGGAAGCCGGCCAUAGGGAGAAGAUGGAGUGGGAAGCUGACUGCCAGGACAGUCCUUUGAAUCUAUCCCUUGGGCUACUCCACGCCUCUCCUGCCAUCACCCUGAAUAAGUGUCUCAUUCCCAGCAUCUCCUGCCCCUUCUGUACCUUUAAGACCUACUAUCCAGAAGUUCUGUUGAUGCACCAGAGACUGGAGCAUAGGUACAACCCUGACACCCACAAGAACUGCAGCAGCAAGUCUGUGAUGAGGAACCGGAGGACAGGCUGUCCUCCUGCCUUGCUGGGCAAAGAUGUGCCUCCCUUGUCCAGCCUGCACAAGUCGAAGGUCAAGCCUGCCUUCUCAUCACAGGCCAAGUCCCUGCACCCGGAGAAGGUCCGACAGGGCUCCUCGGGGCCGAACAAAGCUCCCCAGACAUCAGGGCCAGACAACAGCACUUUAGCCCCAAGUAACCUGAAGUCACACAGGUCACAGCCUAGUGCCGGAAGUCCUGGGGCCGCCAGGCAGCAGCAGUCAGAGCUGUUUCCCAAAGGUGGCGGCGUCUCUGCUGCUACAGAGAAGGUGAAGAGACCCGAGCUGAAGCCCAAGGCCCUGCCAGCUGCCCCAUCUCAGUCUCCCCUCGGCAGUAGUAAUGGCAACGGCUCCAUCGAGUACUCUGUGAAGGUGGAUGGCCCAUGGGUGUCACAAGGAAGAGACUACUACUGCCAUCGGAAUGCUGGCAGUGCCGUAGCAGAGGUCAGUGAGCCACAUCCAAAAAGACUCAAAUCCAGUGUGGUGGCCCUGGACACAGAACAUCCUGGGCCCAACGGCAGAAGGGGCUUUGAGCUCCCCAAGUACCAUGUGGCCAGGAGUAUCACCUCGCUAUUACCAUCAGAGUAUGUGCGUCCAUCGCCUGUGCUGCUCCCCAAAGCCCGUUUCCUGAGCCCUGGGGAGGUGGAGUCGCCCAGUGUGUUGACUGUGCAGAAGCCCUGUAGCACCUCUGGACCUCUGUAUACCUGUGGACCUGUGGGACAUGCAGGAGCCAGCCCAGCCCUUGAAGGAAAGAGGCCGGUGUCCUAUCAGCACCUAUCCAACAGCAUGCUGCAGAAGAGAAGCUAUGAGAACUGUGUGGGAAAUACACAUUAUCGACCAAAUGACAAAAAAACUUGAUUUCUGAGUUUGGGGAAAAGGUCUCGCCAGAUGCAAGUACACACUUCCCACGGAAUCACACUUUGGUUCAUCUUGUGCGAGCGCGUGGUGAUAGCUACUGAAGAAGCUGUGACUGUAUUGUACAUAGACUCCAAGAGCAGAGAAGGAACACUACAUCCUCUAAAGUUCUGUUAACUUUUGUACCAAAUAGCAAUAAAAACUAGUGGGAGCAGUUGGGCUGUACACAAA